AUGUUCGGAUUCCAGCGGAGCUCAGACUCUCUGAGAUGUUUUCUCGCCCAGCACUCCGCGAGCAUCAUUCUUAGAAAAUACGUGACGGAGAGAUGGUCACCAUACUUUGCGGCAUUCAAGGGAGAUGCUCCGCCUGUGGAGGUCAAAACUCAAAUACGCCACAUUGUAUUCCAAGGACUUUCAGACCCAAAUCGCAAAAUCCGUUCUUUGUGUGCCCAUGCCUUAUCGUCUAUUGCAAACUGCGAUUGGCCCGAUGAAUACCCGGACCUGCUGUCCUCUUUGAUCACCCUUUUAUCAUCCAAUGCACCGGACUCGGUUCAUGGAGCUAUGCAAGUCCUCACAGAAUUCAUCAAGUCUGACUUGACUGAGGACCAAAUUUUGCCUGUCCUCCGAGAGCUUCUACCAGUAUUGUUGUCCAUCCUUGGCUCGACUGAGCAACACAAUGCUCUGACACGUGCGCGCACGGUCUCUGUUUUCCGUCAAUGUGUCACAGCCUUGUACAUGGUCAAAGAGCAGUAUCCCCAAGCUACCAAGGAGGCGACCGCGUCGAUUCUUCCAGUUUGGUUGGAUGCAUUCAAAGUUUUGUUGAAUCUGGAUCCAUCAAUAGACGUGAAUGCGGACAAGUGGGAUGGCCUGGCUAUCAGGAUUCAGAUUUUCAAGACAUUGGAUGCAAUUCACACUUCUUUCCCUCGAGCUAUGACUACAUAUCUGCAAAACUAUCUGGCUGCCUCUCUUCAUCAUCUUAAAGCUCUUUUCCCUACAUAUGCACAUUACUACGUAUCCUCUUCAGAGUCUCCCCCUCGCACUUCUGAGGAUGACUCCAUUGAGCUUUCCCAUCUUAUCUGCCCCCUUGCCGAUUUUUUGUCGAACGUUGUGAGAGGUGGAAAAGCCAGAGAUUGGCUACAGCUGGAAAACCUUGGUGCUUUGGAGGACACAUGGGCAAAUGAUGCCAAUGCUUUCGUAGCUCAAGAAGAAGAUGCGACACAGACUUACGGUGUGCGGGUUGCAGGUUUUGAUUUACUUUCCAGCCUCGUCGACCGUUCCCCUGCCCAAACAUGUCAUUCAUUGCAAUCUACGGUACAUCAAAUAGUGGCGUCGUCGCAGAGUACUCGUGACAGUGGUGUCGCCCAGUGGUGGAAACCUCUCGAAGCAGCCCUUGCUGCGAUUGGUUCUCAGGCUGAAGAUAUCCUCGAAUGCAUUGAAGACGAGCGAGAAUCGGGGCGGACAAAGCCAAUUGACAUAGAGUUUUUACUCGCUGACGUUGUUCCCUCUAUCCUGAAUCUUUCAGACCACCCGUUCUUGCAGGGAAGAGGGUUUGUUUUUGCUAGCCAAUUCGCACAGCUGCUUCCUGUUGAAAUGGUUGGACAAUACUUAGAAGCCGCGAUACAUGUCAUCGAGUCUGACGCUGCUGGAAUUCCGGUUAAAAUUUCUGCUGUUAAAGCAGUUCACAACUUCUGCCAAGGAGCCAAUGAUUCUGCUCUUACACCUUUUGUACCCAGAAUUGCUCAAGACUUGGGCCCUUUUCUGUUACUCACAACAGAAGAUACACUAUCUCUAGUACUCGAGACUAUGUCUGAAGUAAUCAACGUGGACAAAGGUAACUGGAUAACCGUAGAUCUCUCCAACUCUUUAGUGUUGGCAGUAUUAGAAGUUUGGUCAAAAAAUAACAAAGACCCAAUAUUCUUAUCCAUAUUCACCGAUAUUCUCACUUCCCUUGCCUCAUCCAAUGCUCCGGGAGUCUACGAAACUGUGGUCAAGCAAGCACUACCCACUCUAUGCACCGCAAUUGGCGGCGCCACGCCAGAAGAAUCGUGGAUUGCAGGGUCAGCCAUUGAUCUUGUUGGGAGCCUAGUCCAAGGCGCUUCAGGCACCGGAAUCGGCGAGGGCUUCUUUGCUCUCCUCGCGCCUAAUCUCUUCCACUGCUUAGCAAAGACUGAGGAUAGAGACGUUUUGCAGAACGGUGUAAUUUGCCUUACCCUUGUCGUCCGAAAAGACUGUGGUCAGCUGCUGUCUUGGCAUGAUGCAGCUGGUCAAUCAGGCCUUGAUCACGUCCUGAAACUGAUCGCUAAACUUCUCCAAAGCGAAGAUGAAUCAGGAGGACUUGUCAUCGGUGACUUGAUCAUCCACCUCUUGCGACGCGCUGGAGAUUCUGUUCUACCCGUCCUUCCGGAGCUGCUCCAAGCGAUGAUAGCGCGUAUGACAAACGCUAAGACUGCGACUUUCCUCCAAAGUCUCGUUAUUCCUUUUGCCUUCCUUAUUUACAACCAGGCUGAUACCAUCCUUACGCUUCUCGAGUCCAGCACUAUGAUACAAGGCCACUCAGAGCUCGACAUCCUAAUACAAACCUGGUGUGAGAAUGCUGAAACCUUCCAAGGUUUCUGGCCUACACGCAUCAGCGCGCUCGCUUUGACAAAACUAUAUGCGCUGGAAAGACAGAGUCUACAGUCGUUGAUGGUCAAAGGCGAUAUGGUGGUUAAGCCAGAGACCAAGAAUGUAAUCAUGACCCGGUCACGGACAAAGACAAUGCCGCAUGAAUUUACAUCAGUCUCAUUCCCUGUAAAGGCGCUCAAGUUGUUGUUACAUGAUCUCCGCUCAGGCGGGGAUUCAGCUACGAUCAACGCUAAUGGCGAAUCCUUUGAUGUAGAUUCUGACGAUGGGGAUGAUGACUGGACAGAGGAAGAAAGGCUGCAUCAAGGGUUCAAGGAGGAAGAAUUUUCCUUCCUGUCCGAGAUGCUUGGUCCGCGUGGAGCGAACUUCGAUAAUGAUGAUAUACUAGAGCAGAAUGAUGACGAGGACUUGAAGAAUGAUCCUGUUUCACAAAUGGAUAUGCAGGGACAUCUUGUAUCAUUUUUCCACGAAUGUGCAGCCCGCAACACCAAUAGCUUCUCUUCGAACGUAGAACAUUUGACAGCGGAGGAGAUGGCAGUCGUCAGGCAGGUUGUUCAACAGCAAUGACCACAUCAUGAUGUUUUCCAGGGGUAGUACUACCAUUGACAGGAGUCUAGCUCCGAUCAUUGUAUAAGAUAAGAAGAAUAGAAUAGAAUCAAGAGGCCACCCGGAUAAGCGUACUAAAUGCAUUUCGGAUGUGU
Molecule: messenger RNA, 3089 nt
Organism: Serpula lacrymans var. lacrymans S7.9
Lineage: Eukaryota; Fungi; Basidiomycota; Agaricomycetes; Boletales; Serpulaceae
Exons: 17
Coding region: 1-2955 (984 amino acids)
Biological process (GO): protein import into nucleus
Cellular component (GO): cytosol; nuclear envelope
Molecular function (GO): small GTPase binding
Source: RefSeq, a predicted model, not a curated record